GUUUUAAAGCCUUACUUAAGUGCCUGUCGGGGAGGUUCUGCAGCCGAGAGCUGAUUGGAAUCAUGGGACCCUCAGGGGCUGGCAAGUCAACUCUGAUGAACAUCCUGGCUGGCUACAGGUGAGAGGGCUGCUAUCAUUCUUUUGCGUAGUUUUUUGUUUUAAAGGAGAAUGGAAGACCACUCUACCGUACGUAUAUUUGAACGUUUUAUUCAGAUAUAUCAGAAAGGAGAGGGAGAUAGGUGUAACAGGGUAAAGGGUUGAGGCAGGGGUCCCCAUUUUCAACGAACACCUCGUCCCAAAUAGAUGUGAUUGGAAUGUUAACUCAUUGUCUUUGUUUACAAACUUCUGCCUCCACACAUAACAUUAUUGUUGUAAAAAACUGGAAGCAUCUACAGUAACUGUGAGGAAGAUCUAGUACCUAGUAGUAUGUUUUCACAGUACCCAAAACCAUUUUGGGAUGUUUUAAAUAAUUGUGUGAUGUGUUUGACCAUGGGAAAAGAGCCACAGUGGAAAUAAAAGUAUGAUCAUGUGGGUUUGAUGGAAUUUAAUCAAUGUGUUUAUGAUCAAUCAUCAUGUCACUGCACCAGGAGUAGUCAAAUUAAUAUGUUUGUAUUAAUUCAUUCUCCACUCCUGUGUGUCCUCCUUAGGGAAACAGGCAUGAAAGGGAAGAUCCUGGUGAAUGGGAAACCCAGAGAUCUCCGCACGUUUCGUAAGAUGUCCUGUUAUAUCAUGCAGGAUGACAUGCUUCUGCCGCACCUCACUGUCCGGGAGGCCAUGAUGGUGAGAGAACAGGGUCGUGUUCAUUAGGGCACACAGUGGAAAACAUUUUUUAAUUUUUUUAAAACUGAAAACAAAAAUCAUUAUUGGACAAAUCUAGGUAGUCCCUCCCUGUUUCAGUCCGUUUUCUUCCGUUUGGUGCCUAAUGAACAUCACCCAGACACAUGUUCUUAUUGGGAGAAUAGGUUGUUUGUUUAUGGUUUGUUAUUAUGCAGUAAUGAUGGACUAAUGUGAGGUGUAGAAGAAAGUGGUGACUGCUGCCAUCCACUGGAUGUACUGCAGGGUGAAUAGUGGAAAUCGUACAUUUGCAGUGGAUAUCGUACAUUGUCAUGACUAAAACGUAGCUAAAUUACUGUAUUCUAUGGAUUUGAUGUUGUUUCAGGUUUCGGCCAACUUGAAGCUCAGUGAAAAUAUGGAAGUGAAAAAAGAACUGGUGAGUUGGACAGAAAUUAACAACUUGCAGAUGUGUGAAAUUAUACAUACGACUGUGAUUUGUGUUUACCUACUAAUGGUAGAAAAUGUGUGUGUGUGGGUGCGUGUUUGUGCGUGCGUGUGUGUGUAGGUGAAUGAGAUCCUGACUGCUCUAGGGCUCCAGGAGUGUGCUCACACCCGCACCAGCUCCCUAUCUGGGGGGCAGUGUAAACGGCUGGCAAUCGCCCUUGAGCUAGUCAACAACCCCCCAGUCAUGUUCUUUGACGAGCCAACCAGGUAAGAGGCUCACCAUGUCCACCUGAUCCGUCAACUAUGGGACAAGAUACGCCCUUGUACAUUCUUGUUGGUGGUGUAUUGUGGCAGUGUUACUUGAUCUAAGUCCUGGAGGGCUUUCAGAUAUCAAGAUUUCAGUCCAUUUGAGAUAACAGGGCCUGGAGGAAAAACUCCUGGUCAUACUUGUAACGUAUGCGCUUGGAGUCAGGAAGCAGGUGCAGAAGGUACGUUUAAUGAUAAGCGAAGGCAGAUAAACCAAACAGGAGAAGCGUACUGAACGUGAACAAAACCAAUACUGCCUAAUGACUGAGGCUACUGAGGGCUAAAUAAAGGGAGAGUAAUCAAGGUGAUGAUGAGGUCCAGGUGUGCGUAACGAUGGUGCCAGGACCACUGGUUAGUAGACCGGCGACGUCGAGCGCUGGAGAAGGGCAGCGGGAGUAGGCGUGACACUACUGAUGACGUAACAUGACCUCCACCUCUACCAUGGAUCAAAUCCCUCUUGCUCCUACAGAAUAUGUGAAAUGUAGCCAUGCACUGAAAGCGCCUUUCUAACUGCCCCUCAAGGGUGAAUAAAGUUGUAUGGAAUUGAAUUAAAUUGAAUUUUUUUAGCCAUCAGUAGCCUGAGUUUUGGGGCUUGAGUAAAUUGGACAUAAACCCGUAGUGUUAUACAGUACAUUCCAUAUUCGUUUGAAAUAGAGGUUGUUUCUCAUCUACCGGUAUCCUGCUGGUCCUGCUUCCCUAACCCUCUCCUGUUGUUUCCAGUGGUCUGGACAGUGCUUCCUGUUACCAAGUGGUUUCCCUCAUGAAAUCUCUAGCCCUGGGGGGACGCACCAUCAUCUGCACCAUCCACCAGCCCAGCGCCAAGCUCUUUGAGAUGUUUGAUAAGGUACAAACAGGCCCCUCUCUGUCCACUUCAAUCCAUCAAAUGAUUAGACAACACAUUAACAAUGAGAGACAAUACAGAGCCGUGGCAGUUGUCCCCUGGGUGUAGGGAGGAGUUUUUCCUAACCACGUAACCCGACCAGACCAGAAGAAUUCCAGGCCCCCCUAGCUGUAUUCUAUAAAAGCCCUGAGUUUUUUCUGGUAGGGUCACGUGAUCAGGAAAAACUCAGGUCCCCACCCACGGACCAGCUGUGUCUUUCUCUCCACCUGAUGUGUUGUCUUGUCCUUCCACAGCUGUACAUACUGAGUCAGGGCCAGUGCAUAUACAAAGGCACCGUCCCAUACCUCAUCCCCUAUCUGAAGAACCUAGGGCUCCACUGCCCCACCUACCACAACCCGGCAGAUUUCAGUGAGUUCAAUGGGACCUCAGAACAGAGCACACAUACUUAAUAUCAGUUAAAUAUCUUUGUUUGUGUUUUGCCCCACAUUGCAGACCAUGUUUUGUUAAUACCCUCUUCAUAAUGCCUUAAAAAUGCAGUUAUAUUGCCUUAUUAGCUAUGCAUAAUGUAUUUUAGUAAGAGGGUAUUCAUAGAAAUUGUUAACGGGAUUUUCUCUGUCCCAGUCAUCGAAGUGGCAUCAGGGGAGUAUGGAGAUUGGAAUAGUGUUCUGUUUGAGGCGGUCCAGGGUGGAAUGUGUGCCAUAGAGGAGAAAAAUUACUCAUGUGACAAAAAAGACACAUCAGCUGUUUGUCCAACAAAGUGCCUCAAGGUGAGUACUAAUGUUACAUACAACUGAGAAUCACUAAGGAAUAAGCCCCAUUCACUGACACACACAUACACACACACACACACACACACACACACACACACACACACACACACACACACACACACACACACACUCACACGCAGACUUUAAACAGUGGCACUCUGUUUUGUCUUGACAUGCCCCCGUCUGUCUCUUUUCACAGGACUCAGGAGCCAUUGAGAGCCAUUCAUUUGCCACAAGCACUUUGACACAGUUUUGCAUUCUCUUCAAUAGAACGUUGAUAACAAUAUGUCGAGACCAGGUAUGUGAGUAGAAUUACAAGGGGGUCCUCGGGUAGCUGGGUGCUAACAGGUUGCAAUAGCAUGCAUGUAAACAUCAACUUGUUGGGCUAGUUUUAAGCCUAGCCAUGGAUUAGUGGAAAAGGCACUUUUAAAUGAGAUUCUCCAUUGAGCAUGCUUUUAAACCUGCCCUAUACAUACAUCAGUGACAUGAGGAUGAGUGAAUUGUAUAGGAGAGGAGGGCGUCCAUGCCGUUAGUCAUUGUGAGCAUUUCUGUUUCAGGUGUUGACACACCUAAGGCUGAUGUCACACAUCUCUAUAGGAAUACUGAUCGGCUUGCUCUACUUGAACAUCGGCAACGAUGCCAGCAAGGUCUUCAACAACACCGGCUUCCUCUUCUUCUCCAUGCUCUUCCUCAUGUUCGGAGCUCUGAUGCCCACCGUGCUCACAUGUGAGUUGACAGAAUUGUGAGGGGGACUUGUUCAUUAAUCAGUAUUGUUAGGCUUAUAUGCAUUCAAAGGGUGUACGAACUUUGCAGUCAAUGGUUUUGUCCUUAAAUGGCACCCUAUUCCCUGGUCAAAAGUAGUGCACUAUAUAGAUAAUAGAAUAGAAUAGAGCCAUUUGGGAUGCAACCAAUAUGUUUUCUGUUUCUGUAAGCCUUUUCACAAUGCAUGUUCUUAGCCUAGACCCUAGGGCUAUCAUUAACUCUAGGUUUAAACAAGCUAGCUUACCCUGAAGGGUCACACAAGCGUUUGUUAACUCUGCUAGGCUAACUAAAACCAAUGUCAAUUAAUCUUUAUUUAUUUAGUCAGGGUAGUCCAUUGGAUAGUCCAUUCAGCAACAAACAUCAUUGUUUCCCAGGGAUCCCCUAGGAUCCAUGACAUUGGUAAGUAUAUUAAAGAAGGCAGACUGUUUAAUUAUUGUUUGCUGUUUCUUAAUGUCUGACCUGCAGUUCCUCUGGAGAUGUCAGUUUUUCUGAGGGAACAUCUAAACUACUGGUACAGCCUGAAGGCUUACUAUCUGGCUAAGACCAUGGCUGACAUGCCAUUCCAGGUGAGUUGGUCAUCCAAACAAAGCAGGCACACAGCAGAAUGUGUGUGUGUGUGUGUGUGUGUCUCAGAGAACCCAACAGCAUAAUACAACAUAGAUACAGCAGUGCCACCCAGUGUUUAUGUAUAGUACGGCCCUCUCUUCCCCAGGUCCUCUGCCCCAUCAUGUACUGCAGUAUAGUGUACUGGAUGACAGAUCAGCCUCCGGAGGCCACCCGCUUCUUGCUCUUCCUUGCCCUGUCCAUCUGCACGGCCCUGGUAGCCCAGUCACUAGGGAUCCUGGUUGGUGCUGCCUCCACCAACCUCCAGGUACCUGCUGGAUCUAACUAAACGCUAACUAAUGCUAAUGUUUCACCAUCUAGCUAAUUUUCUUAACACUUUGCAAUGGCACAUGUAGCCUUCAUGGGUGUGCGUCUCCUAGUCUGUACACACAGCAUUUUCCUACCCUAGCGCAACCUAAACAACGUAAUGACUUAAUUUGCCAUCUGUUUGCAUGAACAGCCGGAUCUACUUUUUGUCCACGAGCACCAUUAAAUGACUUGUCGCUUGCAAUGUGUACAGACCAUUAGCCCCUCUCCCUGCCUAUCUUUCCACAGGUAGCCACUUUCGUCGGCCCCGUCACUGCCAUCCCUGUCCUUCUCUUCUCGGGCUUCUUCGUCAACUUUGACACCAUUCCCAAGUACCUGCAGUGGAGCUCCUAUGUGUCCUACGUCAGGUAUGUCCCACUUGUGCUGGAGUCUGGUCUAGUGGUAGCGCUGCUGACCUUGAACUACACAUGACAUGACCACUAGCGGUGGAGGUUCGACCCCGGAGUCCAACGCUUUACGUCUUCUACCUAUAACUGUCUCUACUGCUCACUUCAUGCCUGUUUAUCUCAAUAAAAUAUGAAAAGAGAGAGGGGGUCAAAUGUCCCAAUGCAUCUUUGCAUUGUAUUGACCUGUAAAUAAUAACAAUGCAGGUACCAGUCGUCUGGUUUCAUCUAGAUUUUAGACCAAUUAGUCUGUGUUGUCUCCCAGGUACGGCUUUGAGGGGGUGAUCCUGUCCAUAUACGGGAUGAACCGUACCUAUCUGUAUUGUCCGGGGAAAGUGUGUAAGUUCCAGAAGCCUGAGGAGGUCCUCCAACUGUUGGACGUGGAGGACGCCAAGCUCUACAUGGACUUCAUCGUUCUGGGGAUCUUCUUCGUGAUCCUCCGAUUCGCCACCUACCUGGUGCUGCGCUACAAGGUCAAGUCAGAGCGAUAGAUCUCACCCUCAAGGCCCCGCACUGUUCUGUGCAAAGCUACUGUACUGUACCACGUGGGUCCCAGAUCCAGUUUAUAUAUCAAUACCAUAAAUCGCUGCUUGGAAAAACUGGAAUAUAUCACUUUUCUCUGUUGAAGUCAUGAUGGGACCAGAGAAGGGACAUCUUCCAACAAACAUAAUAGUUUUACCUCAGCAAGUAGGACUCUAAGCAUCUGCAUGUACAGUAGGGUGAGACUGAUGAGGUCACACAGACUCUUCAAAGGACUGACCUGCAGAAACAACCAAAAACAGAGAACGUUUACAUAUCAUUUAGCCUUGGCAUAGCCAGAGGACAUUCUACUGUUGCACUGGAGUGUGUCUGUUUUUAAAGACAGAAUUAAUGAGUAUUGUAAUCAUGUGUUGAUUCAAUUUCCUCAACUGAACAGAACUAUUCACUUUUCUUCCUACUAUCUUUCACUCUCAUCUAUGGUUUC
This is a messenger RNA of Coregonus sp. 'balchen', 6174 nucleotides long. The record is from the annotation of a GenBank genome assembly. NCBI's taxonomy places the organism in Eukaryota, Metazoa, Chordata, Actinopteri, Salmoniformes, Salmonidae.